This is a messenger RNA of Brassica oleracea var. oleracea, 3107 nucleotides long. Its product is annotated as rho GTPase-activating protein REN1-like. Lineage: Eukaryota; Viridiplantae; Streptophyta; Magnoliopsida; Brassicales; Brassicaceae. The coding region runs from base 122 to 2842 and encodes 906 amino acids. Gene Ontology annotation, biological process: signal transduction. The transcript has 23 exons. The record is from RefSeq and is a predicted model, not a curated record.
AAAUUAUUUAUUUUUUUCAAAAAUAGUUAUUGUUAACAUCAUCUCCUUCCUUCUUCCUCCAGAUAAAAAAAAAUCAAGUGCCGCAUUUGAAUGGCGUGAAGACUGUGUUAUAUAACAAGUUAUGUAUCAAUCUACGUCAAACAAACAGGGAGAAUCUUCUUCGUCUUCUUCACAGCCUCCUCAACAACAGCAGAAUGCUAAUGAACAAGACCAGGAGCAACAUGGUGACACAUGUAGUAUUCCUCCUGCUCAGUCUGGAAACGCUGACUCUCGUUCCCGUGGCACCGGCAACAACAACACGGUAUUCAAGAGUGGACCUCUAUCUAUUUCAUCAAAAGGGCUUGGGUGGACAUCUUGGAAGAAAAGAUGGUUUAUCUUGACGCGCACUUCACUUGUUUUCUUUCGAAGUGACCCGAGCGCAGUUCAACAGAGAGGCGGUGAGGUCAAUUUAACCCUUGGUGGAAUUGAUCUCAACAAUUCAGGCAGUGUGGUUGUUAAGGCAGAUAAGAAGCUGUUGACUGUUCUCUUCCCUGAUGGUCGUGAUGGACGUGCCUUUACACUCAAGGCUGACACAAUGGAGGAUCUACAAGAGUGGAAAACUGCUCUAGAAAACGCUUUGACACAAGCACCUAGUGCUUCCCAUGUUAUGGGUCAAAAUGGUAUCUUCAGGAAUGAUAAUGCACCAGAUGCGCCCCCUGUCGAUGUUGAUGAACCGAAAGAUGAGACACCAACAAAUUUGACUGUCUUUGGAAGACCAGUACUGCUUGCUCUAGAAGAAGUUGAUGGAUCUCCAUCUUUCUUGGAAAAAGCUCUUAGAUUUGUUGAAGAUCAUGGAGCCAAGACAGAAGGAAUAUUGAGACAAGCUGCUGAUGUUGAUGAUGUUAACCAUCGGAUUCGUGAAUAUGAGCAAGGGAGAAAUGAGUUCACUGCCACGGAAGAUGCUCAUGUUAUUGGUGAUUGUCUUAAGACUGUUCUCAGAGAGAUGCCUUCCUCUCCAGUGCCUGCAUCUUGUUGCAACGCCCUUCUUGAAGCUUGCCGUGACCGUGGCCAUAGAGUCAAUGCCAUGCGUGAAGCAAUUAGUGAAUCAUUCCCUGAACCAAAUCGUCGCCUUCUGCAAAGGAUCCUGAUGAUGAUGCUGGUUGUGGCCUCUAACAAAAACGUGAACCGGAUGAACACAAAUGCAGUUGCAGCUUGUAUGGCACCUUUACUUCUUAGACCUCUUCUCCAUGGUGACUGUGAAAUUGAAAAUGAUUUUGAUGUUGGCGGUGAUGGCUCUGUGCAACUUCUGCAAGCAGCUGCUGCAGCUAAUCAUGCACAGGCUAUAGUCAUAACAUUGUUAGAAGAAUAUGACAGCAUCUUUGGAGAAGGUUCCUUGUCAGCUGGCUUGUACUCUGACUCAGAAGAGAGUGGUAGUGGAUCCGAGGAAGGAACAGAUGAUGAAGAGUAUGAUGAUGAUGAUGGCACACAAGGAUCUGGUGACUACACAGAUGAGGAAGAAGACCUUGAAGAUGAAUCUGAGGGGUCAUAUAGUGAGAGUGAAGCCUCUGUCGACCAUCAUGGCGAUGACAUUGAUGAUGACCAUAAGGCACGGUCCCAUACUAAGAUAAAUGAUACUUUAAGUUCUGAAUCCAAAUCCCCAAAAGGAAGUAUGAAGCCUCAAGUUACUAAGAAGCUUUUAUCAGGCUCUAACCGGUCUUCACUACCACGGCAUGAUGAUGCAAGAAAGGAUGAUAACAUCCUAGCUAAAGGUUCUGAUCAUACAGAUGUAAAGGCUGGUGAGGUCUCAAAAACUGAGGAUAGAAACUCAUCUAUGAAGGAACCGUCUACAUUGUCUAGUGCAUCAGGAGAAAGUAAAAGGCACUGGGGCCGUGCCCAUGGGAAGAGAAACCUUUCCAUGGAAUCUAUUGAUUUCUCAGCUGAGGUGGACGAGGCCGAUGCUGACGUUGAAAGACUUGAGACAACCAAAUCAGAGCUACAAAACAAAAUUACAGAGGAGGUUAAGAACAAUGCAGUACUACAUUCUAGUUUGGAGAGACGGAAGAAAGCUUUGUAUGAGCGGCGUGAAGCUCUAGAGAAAGAUGUGGAAAGACUACAAGAGCAGUUGCAGCAAGAGAGAGACAAGAAAGCAGCUCUGGAAUCAGGACUGAACAUGUCAAAAGGGAAUAAACCUAUUCCAGAAACAACCGAUGUAAAGUUGAAGAAAGAUCUGCAAGAUGUAGCUCAAGCGGAGGAUGAUAUUACCAACUUGGAGCAUAAGGUUGAUGAUCUUGAGAAUAGACUUGGUCAACAGGACGUUAAAGCAUCUGGUGCCAGCAAAGAAUCUCGGAGAAGUCCAGAGCACAAUGCAAAAAUGAAGGAGAAACAAAAGGAUACAGAAGCAGCCGCUAGUCAAGCAACGCUCAAGGAAGGGCAGGGGGAUGCAAGAGGAAAUGAGAUAGAGAAGCAACAAGAUUCACGUGGCAAAAGCUCGCAAAAGGCUGCGGGCACGUCUAAGAGGUCUGGCUCAAAGGGAGAGGGAAACACAACAACUUCUGCACUUUCCAAGUUGACAAUGCGACUCAACUUCCUCAAGGAGAGACGGAGUCAGAUCGCUAACGAGCUCUCAAACAUGGACAAAGGAAAAAGCAGCUCAGGGCAACCCAGUCCAUCCUCGGGGCAAAAGAAAAGUCCCCAGGAGAGUGAAAGAGGAACAGGUUCGAACCAGAACCAGGAUUCAGACAGCAGCAAACUCACUAGCCCGCAUGUUCUUGACAGAGGAAGAUCCGAUAACGGAGGAGAUAGAAGCAGAGGAUCUGGUGGAGGAAACCAUCCCAGCACUACACCAAGGACCUUCUCUAGAUGAUCUCCUCAUUAGAGCUGCUUAACCCCAACUUCCCAAGAUGUACAGCCACCAUUUAACUUCAGGUUCUCUCCCCCAACAACAAAUAACAGAUUCGUUCUUUUUUUCUUCUUCUUCUUCUCUGCUCUACCCUCUCUUAUCUUGCUUCAAAGAUCAAAUAAACUACACUCUCUUUUUUUUUAUGUGUUCUUGGCUGUUCAGUGGAUAUGUUAUUAUGGUAGACAUUUACUUCAGAUUAUAGAAACAACAAAAUUGAAUUGUAUGUAAC